AUGUUGAAGAUGACUGACUCUGUCCCCACCUCCACUCAAAUUCAUCAAAGUCAGGACAGAGACAAAACAUCUAAGGAAACAGAGAGUAAACCAUUGAAACUAUAUUAUAAAGGAAAAGAAGAGUAUGUCAGCAAUGGAUUAGUGUUUGGUAAACUUGGCCAACAAGACCGUCCAAAACCCUAA
Sphenostylis stenocarpa is the source of this 183-nucleotide messenger RNA. Lineage: Eukaryota; Viridiplantae; Streptophyta; Magnoliopsida; Fabales; Fabaceae. The record is from the annotation of a GenBank genome assembly.